ACCAAAAAAAAAAAAAUCGAGAAAUAAUAUAUUUAUACACACAACGGUUUCACUUUUUGCGAGUUGUAUACAACAAAAUAUAUAAAAAUUACAGUUGUUAAAAGGCCACCAGUUGCCUGAUAGAAAGUGUUGGAAAACGCCUGAUAAAUAAUCCACAACAAAAAUAGUGCAAAUAAAUGUGCAAAAAUCAAUUCAAUCCUGUAUAAAAUGUCGCCUAAAACUAAGUCAAAUUUAAAGGAUUAACGCAUUUUUUCAUAGAUUAAUAGAUCUAUGGGAUUAUUACUCCUUCUUUGGAUCUAAAUAAUUACUCUAAAAAGUGUUUCAUUUACGUUUGUUUCGUACGCGUUUUUCCAUGUGUGCAUCAUCCCCCUCUCGAUCCUAAAUCCUCCAGUUAGACAUCAAAAAAUCAACGACGAAAAUUACAGCAGAAGCAGCAGCAGCAGAAACAGCCAGCAAAUCAUCGGGAGCCUCAUCUAACGCUGCAGCUAACAGAUGAGCCCCAACAACAGAUGUCAAUUGCUGCAGCCGAAAAUGCAGGGCUUAGCCCAAGUGACUUACCAGAUCAUUGGGCCUCAGGCACAGCGAACCCCACGACAUCAACCUCAAGCAGCAGCAGCAGCAACAGCAGCAGCAGUAGCCUCCACCACAGCGGAGGCAGCAGCGGCAAGUACAACAACAACAGCAGCAACAUCUCCGUGUGCAACCUGCCACGCUCCUCGCCGGCCGCCGCCACAGCAGCCGUCACCCUAUCUGCGGCCGCGGGCGGCAGCAGCCUGCUGAGCGGCCUGCACCACGGCCUGGCGCUCGGCACCCACCCACUGCAGCGCGCAACGGCGGCGAGCGGAGGCGGCGGCGCUGGUGCCGGGGGCGUUGCAGGCGCCUCCACAGCGUCCUCACUCUCGCUCCAGCAGCAGCAGCAGCAUCAGCAGCAUCAGCAGCAGCAGUUGCAACAGCAACAGGCACUGCUCUUCCAACAGCAGCACCACCACCAGCAACAGCAGCAGCAACAGCAGCAGCAGCAGCACCUCAACAACGCUCAUCAUUCUCUCCACAACAAGGCAGCGGCAGUCGCCGCCGCAGCCACGGCCAACAUCGCAGCAGCGCUGCAACGCUCGCCAGCCAUUAUGAAUGCGGUGGCGUCGCCGAUCUCAGCCAGCAGCGCAGCCAACGCCGCGACGUCCGGCCGGAAGAUACGCCGCAAGACGGAUUCGAAGGUUAAUUUGCCGCAAUCACAAAUCAACAAGUGCAACAAUGAGAAGCGGCGUCGCGAGGCGGAAAAUGGUUAUAUCGAGCAGUUGUCGGAGAUACUAACGCUGAACAAGCGUGGGGAUAUGACCUCAACGAAACCGGACAAGGCGGCUAUAUUGAAUCAAGUGGUUCGAACGUAUCGUGAAAUUUGUGACAAAGGCCAAAAUCGUGAUAUAUCCUCAACUUCAACCAAUAACAACAACAACAACAACUCGACAGCGACAACCAACAACAACACAAACAAUAAUAACAACAAUAGCAACAGCAACAACAACAACAACAAUAGCAAACAACAAACAACCUCAACGCCCCGCUGCAGUCGCUGUGCCACGGACAACUGCUCGAUCCAUCCGGUGCAACAGGGAGAGGUCUCCUCGACAGAGCCACCGCUGCCACUGCCACUGCCGGUGCCGCUGCCGGAGCCGUCGCUGCUGCUCGGCCAGGUGCCAGAGAUCUCCGCCUACUUCGAGGCCAUCGAGCACUACAUCAGCGGCGUGGGCUGGGUCCUGCUGCAGGUGAACGCCAACGGCAUCAUUGAGUCCUGCACGCAGAACAUCCGCGAGCUGAUCGGCUAUGAGAAGCAGGAGCUCUACCACCAGCCCCUCUACAUGUACCUCUACGCGGGGGAUCACGCCAAGCUAGAGCCGAUCAUCAACAACAUGUACAGUGGCGGCGGAGGAGCGGCUGCUGCUGGAGGCAGUGCAGCAGCCAGUGGAGGUGGAGGUGGAGGCGGGGGCUGGGGCGAUCUGGAUGAGCUGAACAACGGCAACGCGUCGCAGCAGUCGGCGGGGUCGAACUCCAGCUCGGGGAACGCGGGCAACGCGGGCAAGUCCAAGCGGAGUAUCUCCACCAAGGUGCGCAUGCUAGUCAAGGACACGCGAACGGCCACCCAGACGUCGUCCAACUGCGAGGCGGGCAUGGAUCAGAAGCCGCUGAGGCAGUCCGGCCAGCAGGACAAGUACGAGGAGGUGGUCCUGAUAGCGGCCCCCGUCAAGGAUGAUGCGGAUGCCAGCAGCUCGGUGCUGUGUCUGAUCACGCGGCCGGAGGACGAGUCGCCGCUGGAGAUCAACAUGCAGCAGCACGUUCAGCAGCAGCCCAUCGAGCAGAUGACCUUCAAGCUGGACAUCCACGGCAAAAUACUCAGCCUCGAUCCCACCGCCCUGCGGGAGCCCUUCAAGCAGCACCUGCAGGCCUGGGUGGGUCGCCUGUGGCAGGACCUGUGCCACCCGCACGACCUCUCCAUGCUGAAGUCGCACCUGCGCGACAUCCAGGACUCGGCCAGCCCCCACUCGCCCGCCAGCGGUGGUCCCGGCUCCGGCUCCGUGCACAUAUCCAACAGGGUGUCGCGUCCGUUCCGCCUGCGCCUGGGAGCCCCCGACGUCUACGUGCAUGUGAAGGCCAACUCGAGACUGUUCCUCAACCAGACGCCCGGCGAGGGCGACUUCAUCAUGUCGGUGCAGACGCUCCUCAACUCGGAGAACGACAUGAACAGCAACAACACGGUAGCGGGAUCGGGAUUGGGAUCGGGAUCGGGAUCUGUGUCCGGUGCGAGCACUGGAGCGGCACCUGGCGCGAGUGGCGGUGGCGGUGGCGGUGGCGGUGGCGGCGGCGUCAUGGGCGGAAUGAGCCAACUGUGCGCCAUGUCGCCGGGCCCCUCGCUGGCCAGCUCCCUGCUCAACAGCCUCUCGAUGGACGGGCUGCACAGCAGCUCCACCUCCUCGCCUGCGGCCUCCGGCAUGCUGCCGACACACCUGCUGGGCGGCCUGGUGGGCGGCGGACAGCACAACAACGGCAACGGGAACAGCACGCAGACGACCAAUGUGGGCGGGCCGCUCAUGAGCAGCGCCAUCCUCAACGGCACCGGAAUGCAGCAGCAGCAACAGCAGCAGCAGCGGUCCUCCUCCGCGUCCAGCUCCUCGGCGGCGAACCUGGUGAACGCGUUCACCGCCUCGCCGGCGCCCGGGGAGCACAGCUUCUACGGCAGCGACACCUUCGAAUUCGACAUUGCACAUUCCUCCUUCGACAUCGAUCCCAGCGGCGGCGUCGGCGGCUGGACGGACUCGCGUCCCAAUUCGCGAGCCUCCGUUGCCACGCCCGUGAGCACGCCGCGUCCGCCCUCCGGCCACGGUUUCAGUCCCGCCGUUUGCGCCUCCCCGGCCACGCCCUACCAGCUGUCCUCGCACUCGGCCGCCAGCCUUCCAUCGCCGCAGUCGAACGCCAGUGCUGGCGGAGGCAACUAUGGUUUCAACUUCCACUCCUUCGAGCCGGGCGACACCAAACCGGAGAAGGAUCCCCAGCAGCAGCAGCAGCAGCAGCAGCCGAGCAACAACAGCAGUAGCGGGGGACCCAGCAGCAACAGCAACGCGAUGCUGGGAGGCCUGCCCAACGGUGUGGGCGGAUUGUUGCUCUCCCAACAGCAGCAGCAGCAGCAGCAGCAGCAGACGGUGCCACAGCAGCAACAGGAAUCCUCGGAACGAUUGCGGCACCUGUUGACAAAGACAAUGGCCAGCGGUCUGGGAGGACUGGGAGGCGAUGAGGAGAAGUACUUUAAGCAGGAGAGCAGCGAAGACGAGAAGCUCAGCGGUGGACCCGCUGGCAGCUUCAAGAUGGGCGGCCAGCCGGGAGGAGGAGGAGCACUGGGAAUGUUUGGACCCAUGGGGCCGAUGGGACGCAGUGCAAGCGCCACGGCGACGCUGCUGCACAAGGCCGGCAACUCACAGAACCCCAUGCUGCUCAAGCUUCUCAACGAGAAGACAGACGAUGACGAUGGCAGCGGUUCGGGCGGCGUGCCGGGAGCCAUGAACAAUGCCCGACAGAGCGAACUGAUGCGGCAGCUGAAGAACAACGACGGAGGCCACGGGUCCGGCCAUGGGUCCAUGCACCGGGUGGGCGCCGGCGGGAACAUGAGCAACGAGGACCUCAAGGCCAUGCUGAAGAUCCAGAGCGAUCCCUCGCUGAGCCGCAAGCGCUCGCUCAACGAGCCCGACGACGACCUGUCCUCCGCAAAGCGGUCCGAGGACAAGCCCAGCAAGCUCUGCACCCAGAACAAGAUGCUCGCAAAGCUGCUGCAGAAUCCGCCAAAGAUACCCAAAGCCCCCAAUGCCGAGCAGCCGCUGGUGAAGACGCUGCCCGACAUCACCAGCUCCUCGAUGUCCUCGGGCAGCUCCCUCUCCGCACCCGGCAACCUCAUCAGCGCCGGCAGCACAGGACCCAAGGCGGCAGCCAAUCGAAACCGCAAGCAGCAACAGCAGCAGCAACAGCAGCAACAACAGCAACAACAGCAGCAGCAACAACAGCAGCAGGCAGCCAGCAAUCCUUCCCAGCAGCAGCCGCAGUCGCAGCCAAACGAUGUCUACCUCAGCCAGCAGCCGCACCAGCAGCCGCACCAGCCCCCGCAGCUAGCCUUCCAGCAGCAGCAGCAGCUGCAACUGCAACAACUGGCGACCUCAGCAUCUACCUCAAUUACCACAGCGGCCUCGACCUCGGCGGCUGCGGCGGCGGCAGCGGCGGCCAUUCUGGGCGACGGCGACACGGAAUUGUCCAAGCUGCUGGACAGCGUCAUGGAAUACUACCCGGACGACACGCCCAUUGUGACGAACGCCCCAUCGGCGGCCUCCGCCAUCAGCGAUAUCCAAAAGUCGCUGAUGCUCGACGUGGAGUCCGCCGCCUUCGGCAACGACCUGGGCCAGCACAUCCUCAUGAGUCAGCAGCAGCAGCAGGCGGCGCAACAGCAGCAACAACAGCAGCAGCUCUUGGCCCUCCAAGUGGCGGCCCAGCAGCAGCAGCAGCACCGUCAGCAGCACCUUCAGCAGCCGCCCGCCUAUCCGGGCAUGCUCAGUCUCCAGCAGCAGCAGCAGCAGCAGCAGAACCAGCAGCAGCAGCACAUCAUGCAGCGACUGGACGCCAUGCGCAACCCGGUCUUCCAGCGACCGCCACCCAUGUAUCCUGCCCGUGGCCGCGGCCCUAUGAAUGCCGUCGCCACGCCCGGCGGCGCUGUGCUGCCCGCCCAGCAGCAGCUCCGCAAAAUGCAGCAGCAGCAGCAGCUGAAGGAGCGUCUGCUGCAGCAGCAACAGAAGCAGCAGCUUCUGGUCCCCGAGAAUGCCACUGGCAUCAAUGCGGGCCUCAACAACAUUGGCUCGCUGCUGAACACCACGGUGGCACCCAAUGUCUCCCUCUCGCGCACCAAUCUGCCCGCGGACGCUCAGCUCAGUCCGGGCUAUGCCCAGGCACUGAUGCAGCAGCAAUUGAGUCCCGGACGGAGUACACCCUACAGUCCGCAGCCGAAUCAAGGCUAUGCGCCGCAGUUUCCACAGCCGGGCCAGCGUUUGUCGCCGCAGCAGCAGCAACAGCUCAACCAACAGCAGCAGCAGCAGCAGCAACAGAACAACGCCCAGGUGCAGCAGUUGGCCUACCAGCAGCAGCAGCAACAACAGCAGCAGCAGCAGCAGCAGGUGGGCGAUGGGGGACGCUCCAACACGCCGUUUGGGUCCAAUUCGGGCCUGCAAUCGCCGGGCAUGCAAAACAGUCCGCAGCAGUGGCCCACCGGUGGAGGAGGGGGCGGACCGGGAGGUCCGUUGCCCUCUGGCAAUGCGGGGCGAACGCUGCAGCAGCACAAUCCCAUGCUGAUAGCGCAGUUGCAGGGCGUCAGUCCGUAUAAUGCACGUCAAUACCAACAGAACCAGAGACGCGGCCUCAACUCUCCCGGCGCCCAGGUCGGGCCCGUGGGCAAUGCAGCGGCGGUGGCUCUGCAGCGCCAGAACUCGUUCCAGGGACAGGGAGGCGGAGGCGGAGGCGGAGUCGGAGGUGCGACGACACCCGAUGGCAGCGGCGGACCUGGUGUCGGCGGAUUCGGCGGCCCCCAGUCUCCGUAUGGCAACAAUGUGAACGUGUUCCAGCAGCAGCAGCAGCAGCUGCAGCGACUCCAGCGCCAGGGCAGCGUCCCGCAGGCCACGCAGCAUCUGCCAGGCUCGCCACGCUUCGGCUGCUCCCCGGGCACGGCCUCAAACAGCAGCAGCCACAGUCACAGCCACCACACAGAUAAUGCGGCUGCAGGCAAUCCUUCCCAGCAACAGCAGCAGCAGCAACAGCAACAACACCAGCAGCAACAGCAACAGCAGCAGCAACAACAACAGCAGCAGCAGCAGCAGCUCAUGAACGGCCUGAGCAUGUCGCCGCAUCCACAUCCGCAUCCGGCCAUGAUGGGCGUGGGCGGCAUGGGCAGUGGCGGAGGCAAUGGCAUCAUUGGCCUUGGCGGAGGUGGCGGCAAUGUCAACUAUGCCGCCGCAAUGGCCGGCUAUGGGCAGGCCCAGCAGCCGCAGCCGCAGCAGGCGAAUGAUUUCUAUGGUCGAGCGCAGACCGCUGGAAACGGAGGAGGCGGUGGCGUUGGCGCAGGGGCUGGAGGCAAUGCCAAUUCCGAUUUCGUUAAGCAGGAGCUUCGGGCGGUGGUCAGUGUGAGGCAGCAGGCGGCUGCGGCGGCCACUGGCGGCGCCGGCGGGCCUGGAGUUGUGGCCCAGCGCGGCCAGACGCCACAGAGUCCGCUGCAGCAGGGACCAGUGAUCGGCGGCGGAGGCGGCAUUGUCGGUGGCCCAAAUAGUACAAAUGCCAUGGGCAAUGUCACGCCCACGGGCGUCAGCAAUGUCAGCAACUCUAUGCUCAAUACGCCGCCGGAUCAAACGCUCGGCUUCAACUUCGAGACGCGUAAGUGAAUCGAUUUACUUUGC
Molecule: messenger RNA, 6968 nt
Organism: Drosophila obscura
Lineage: Eukaryota; Metazoa; Arthropoda; Insecta; Diptera; Drosophilidae
Gene: tai
Product: neurogenic protein mastermind
Exons: 13
Coding region: 510-6953 (2147 amino acids)
Biological process (GO): cellular response to hormone stimulus; positive regulation of transcription by RNA polymerase II
Cellular component (GO): nucleus
Molecular function (GO): protein dimerization activity; nuclear receptor binding
Source: RefSeq, a predicted model, not a curated record